This is a messenger RNA of Ricinus communis (castor bean), 2155 nucleotides long. RefSeq names its product aspartate--tRNA ligase, chloroplastic/mitochondrial. The transcript is spliced from 4 exons. Lineage: Eukaryota; Viridiplantae; Streptophyta; Magnoliopsida; Malpighiales; Euphorbiaceae. The record is from RefSeq and is a predicted model, not a curated record. Gene Ontology annotation, cellular component: cytoplasm. Gene Ontology annotation, molecular function: ATP binding; aspartate-tRNA ligase activity. Bases 1175 to 1891 code for a protein of 238 amino acids. Gene Ontology annotation, biological process: aspartyl-tRNA aminoacylation.
UUCUUUUCCCGACACUUAAACCCUAUAUUGUCCUAAAUGUAUCAGAAAAAUAAAGAAUCAAUACUUCCCAGAAUAUGAAAAGCGAGCUUCCGUUGACAUGAUCAUCUGACUCAGUUAUUAUUUCUCUUAUGAUAGGCAACACUCCUUCUGCGAUACAAAUUUUCAUUAACAAGAUCUUUCCUGAAUGAACAAACUCUGUCCUCGUCAAUUCUUCCCAAUUUUCCAAUAUCAAGCCCGUAACUCCUCCUCUCGCUUCGCACAAUGCUGCUACGUGGUCUUCGCAUAUAUGACUCAACUUCCGUCGCAUUAUUAUUAACACUCAAAUCCCUGGGAAAGUUGGUGGCGGGGUCACCGCCGAUGGUUCCAUACCCAAUAUUCUCACUACCACGAGCAAACCCUAACAUGCUGUUAACGUAAACGUCUCUUGCUUUGCGAAGAACUUUUAUGGGUGCUCUUGCUAUUCGCAUGAACAUGAUGCUUAGCUUACCAUUGUUCCUCAUUCUUCUUAAUUUUAUUGGAAGUAUGGUGAUGAUUAAUUGUCUUCUUUUUGAUAUUAAGAUAAGAUGGAGAGGGUGGGUGGCGUAUUUAUUUAUUGACAAUGUAGAAUCCUACUUUGACUAUAUCAUUAUAAUUACUGGAUAAGCAACAAAUCCAUAACGUCUCUGUCACUCUCCACCGUGUCUCUUCUUCUCACUCCUUCCCUCACUCUCCAGUAUGAUUAUAAUUCUGUUUCUGCUUGUACUUAUACUAUUCCCACAUCAUCAAAGACAACAACAACAACCACCAGUACCCUUCAAAGAAACUCUCAAUUGGGUUUCCCGUUCUGGGCUUUGUGGUGAAUUGUCCGUUAACGAUGCGGGUAAACGGGUCCUCCUUUGUGGGUGGUUGCUCUUUAUAGAGUCCACGGUGGUCUCACUUUCCUCAAUCUUAGAGACCACACUGGUACUGUCCAGGCAUAUGAAUGUGCAAUUUUUGAAUAAGUAUGGUUCUGAAUGCGCAUUUCCAAUUAUCAGAUAUUGUUAACUUUACGUAUUUGCUUAUAAGUUCAAUCUUUUUCUUUUUAUUCUUUUUAAUAGUGAGACGGAUUGAGACGCGGUGUCGUUAAUUUUAUGUGUUUGUUUGUGAAGUUUAGGUCUUUUUGCUUUUUGUUCGUUUGUUAUAAUGAUAUGGUGGAAUGUUUCAGGUUACUGCCCUUCCUGAUGAGUUUCCCGAUGCCCGCUCGAUUAUGAAUGAUUUGAGGUUGCAGUAUGUGGUAGCUGUUGAAGGUGUUGUUCGGUCCCGGCCUCAUGAGUCUGUUAAUAAGAAAAUGAAAACUGGCUUAACUGAGGUCGCUGCAGAAAAUGUUCAAAUACUGAAUGCAGUGGUAUCGAAGUUACCAUUCUUAGUUACUACAUCAGAUGAUGCUAAAGAUUCUAUCAAAGAGGAGAUUCCUCUGAGUCAAUCUAUUGUGUAUUCUGAAGCCAGGAACUUCUAUUCUUUGCCCCAAAUUCCUCAGCUCUUUAAGCAGAUGUUGAUGGUCUCUGGUUUUGACAAAUAUUAUCAAUUUGCAAGAUGCUUUAGAGAUGAAGAUUUAAGGGCUGACAGACAACCUGAGUUCACUCAGCUUGAUAUGGAACUUGCAUUGACUCUCUUGGAGGACAUGCUAAAGCUCAAUGAAGAUGUGAUUAGAAAGGUUUUCCUGAAGAUUAAAGGUGUCCAGCUGCCAAACCCUUUUCCAAGACUUGCAUAUGCUGAAGCAAUGAGCCGUUAUGGUUCAGACAGGUCGGAUACAAGAUUUGAUCGAGUUGAAAGAUGUAAUAAUCUCCUUCACAGACACACACAUAGUCUGGAUUAUGAAAUUUUACAAUAUUUGUUAUGUCAUUCUCUGAAAUCUUUCUUGUUUUUCCUCUGAUAUUUUGGUCCAGACAUUCAAUUCUACGGUUGACUGAUUUCCCAAUGUUUGAGUGGAAUGAUACAGAGCAGAGGCUUGAGGUCCGGCUUACAUCUAAUAUUACUCUUCUGCGAUUCUAAUAAAAUAAGCUGCGCAUGAUUUUUGCAUUAGUAUUCUUGUAUUGCUUUCUACCUUUUAAUUUGUGAAGUUAGAAGGAAUGAGAAUCAAGAAUGUAUAGUUUCCUAGUAUGGUUUACCUCGAGUUAGGAAGAGCACCCAUCAAUAA